CUGAUUGAACGGGCCCGAGCAGCUAAAGCGCGCGUGUACAAUCCGUACUCCAAGUUUCGAGUGGGCGCUGCACUGCUCACGCCCGACGGGCGCGUCGUGACGGGGGCGAACAUUGAGGAUGCUUCGUACUGCGGGACGAUAUGCGCCGAGCGCACCGCGCUCGUAAAGGCGGUCAGCGAGGGGAUGCGCUCGUUCGUCGCGCUCGCAGUGACCAGUGACGUCAUCCAGCCCAUCUCACCCUGCGGGAUCUGUCGCCAGUUUAUCCGCGAGUUCUGCACGCCUACCAUGCUCGUGCUGCUCGUCCCCGGAGACUAUCCACAGCGCCCGCCCGACGAUGCAUCGGAAUGGCACAGCAAAGUAAGAGAGACGACGGUAGGAGAGCUGUUACCAGAUAGUCACGAGUUGGGACUUCUGGAGCCGCUAAGAAAAUAG
Messenger RNA from Heterobasidion irregulare TC 32-1, 432 nucleotides. RefSeq lists its product as uncharacterized. Gene Ontology annotation, molecular function: cytidine deaminase activity; zinc ion binding. Gene Ontology annotation, cellular component: cytosol. NCBI's taxonomy places the organism in Eukaryota, Fungi, Basidiomycota, Agaricomycetes, Russulales, Bondarzewiaceae. The annotation marks the transcript as partial. The record is from RefSeq and is a predicted model, not a curated record. The transcript is spliced from 4 exons.